AUGGCCCAGCGAUCUUCUGUGACCAUUAAGUCUGGGGGCACACGGAACUUCAGUGCCUCCUCAGCCAGCCUCCUCUCAGGCUGCCGGCCAGCCUUCAGCUCUGUCUCUGUAUCCCAGAGUGGGAAGUGCUUUGGAGGCAACUUUGGGGGUGGCUUUGGGACCAGGAGCCUGCACAGCAUGGGGGGUAGCAAAAGAAUCUCUGUCAGUGGGGGCUAUCGCUCCAGCAGGGGCAGCUUUGGGGGUGCUGCCUGUGGGCUGGGUGGUAUAGGGUACAGAAUGGGAGGAGCCUAUGGAGGGUAUGGAUUUGGAGGUCCAGGGGUGCCUGGAGCUGCGGGCAUCCAAGAAGUUACGGUCAACCAGAGUCUCCUGACCCCCCUGCACCUGGAGAUCGACCCUUCUCUCCAGCGGGUUCGCAAGGAAGAGAGGGAGCAGAUCAAGACCCUCAACAACAAGUUUGCCUCUUUCAUUGACAAGGUACGGUUUCUAGAGCAGCAGAACAAAGUUCUAGAGACCAAAUGGAGCCUCCUGCAAGAGCACAAAAUCACCAGGACCAAUCUGGAGCCCAUGUUUGAAGCCUAUAUUACCAACCUGAGGCGGCAGCUGGACUCCCUGGGAGGAGAGCGGGGUAGGCUGGAGACGGAGCUGAAGAACAUGCAGGAUGUGGUGGAGGACUUCAAGAACAAGUAUGAAGAGGAAAUCAAUCGACGCACCGCAGCAGAGAAUGAGUUUGUGGUGCUCAAGAAGGACGUGGAUGCUGCCUACAUGAAUAAAGUAGAGCUGGAGGCCAAGAUGGAUGCCCUGGUGGACGAGAUCAACUUCCUGAGAGCUUUCUAUGAGGCGGAGCUGGCCCAGCUUCAGGCUCAGAUCUCCGAGACUUCUGUCGUCCUCUCCAUGGACAACAACCGCAACCUGGACCUGGACAGCAUCAUUGCAGAGGUCAAAUCUCAGUAUGAGGACAUUGCCAACCGUAGUCGGGCUGAAGCUGAGUCCUGGUACCAGACCAAGUAUGAGGAGCUGCAGCGAUCUGCUGGCCGGCAUGGAGAUGACCUACGCACCACCAGGACAGAGAUCUCGGAGCUGAAUCGAGCCAUACAGAGGCUGCGCUCUGAGAUUGAAAACCUGAAGAAGCAGUGUGCCUCACUCCAGGCGGCCAUUGCUGAUGCUGAGCAACGCGGGGAACUGGCCCUCAAGGAUGCCAAGAAUAAGCUGGCAGAGCUGGAGGAGGCCCUGCAGAAGGCCAAGCAGGACAUGGCACGACAACUCAAAGAAUACCAGGAGCUGAUGAACGUCAAACUGGCACUGGAUAUUGAGAUUGCCACCUACAGGAAGCUGCUGGAGGGCGAAGAGUGCAGACUCACAGGAGAAGGCGUUGGAGCUGUGAACAUCUCUGUGGUCUCAUCCUCCGGGGGCACGGGCUACAGUGGUGGUGGCGGCCUCUGUGUGGGUGGGGGUGGCUACAGUGGUGGCAGUGGCCUCUGCUACAGUGGCGGGAGCAGCGGCUUCAGCUCCACUAGUGGUCGCAGUGUCAGUGGCAGCAGCUCUAGCAUGCGUAUCAUCUCCAAGACGUCAUCCACCAAGAAGAGUUACAGAAGCUAA
Messenger RNA from Dipodomys ordii (Ord's kangaroo rat), 1596 nucleotides. RefSeq names its product keratin, type II cytoskeletal 5-like. The transcript is spliced from 9 exons. Gene Ontology annotation, biological process: intermediate filament organization; keratinization. The record is from RefSeq and is a predicted model, not a curated record. Gene Ontology annotation, molecular function: structural constituent of skin epidermis. NCBI's taxonomy places the organism in Eukaryota, Metazoa, Chordata, Mammalia, Rodentia, Heteromyidae. The coding region runs from base 1 to 1596 and encodes 531 amino acids. Gene Ontology annotation, cellular component: keratin filament.